UAAAAUAUAUGUUACAUGAAAGAAACUGAUGAUAAAGAUUCUAGUAAGAUUCCAAUAAAUCUACAAACUGAUAUUUACCAAACAAAGGAUGGUGAAAAACCAGAUAGUAUAAUUGCUCGUCGGGGUUACAGACUAAAGGAUAAAAUUGGAGCUGGAGCUUUUGCCACAGUUUUCAAAACAAUUAGACUUACAGACGACUUUGUUGUCGCUUGUAAAGUAAUUGAAGUUAAACGUAAACGUAAAGAAAGGUUAACUGAUCUUAAAAAUGAAUUAUUUGUAUUGGAAAAAGUUGAACAUCCAAAUAUUGUUAAAUUAUUUGAGCAUUUUGUGAUAGAUGAUAAAGUUUAUAUUUUCAUGGAAUUUGCAGCAUCUGGAACAUUAUCAGAGUAUGUUAGGAAAAAAGGACCGGUAAAGGAGAAAAGAGCUCGUCGGUGGUUCCGUGAGAUUGCUUCUGCUAUGCAUCAUUUACAUCGCCUCAACAUAUCCCAUCGUGAUUUGAAAUUGGGUAAUAUACUCCUUGAUAAUGAAAAAAAGGCCAAGGUUACUGAUUUUGGAUUAAGUCGAAUAAGUUAUCGUCCAACUAAAGGUGUAUUGUACUGUACAUCAUGUUGUGGUACCGAACCUUACAUGGCUCCAGAGAUAUUGAAGAAGAGGUCAGACGGUACAAGACUCUAUGAUCCAAUGAUUGCUGAUAUAUGGGCUUUGGGCGUUUGUUUAUAUGCAAUGGUGAAUAAAGCUUAUCCUUUUAAUCCAGAAGAUAAAGAACUAAUGAUAUCAAAUCAGUUACAUCGAAAAUGGAAAUUUGUGAGAAGGCAAAAAAAUAAAUUGAGCAAUGAAGUGAAAGAUUUGGUUCGCCACAUGUUGGAGCCAAACCCAAGGAAACGAAUUACAAUGUUAGGCAUAAUGGGACAUCCAUGGUUAAAGCAUGAUGAACACGCUGAUGCUGUAGCAUUUGAUUCCAGUAAGCAGACUAGUCCAAAUACUGUUAGUACAAUCAGGUUGCCUGGUGAAUCGACCAAAUCUAGGAAAUGACAUUAAAAACAGUGAACUUUCUCAAGUGCGUUGAUUAGGACGGUAACCAAUUCUUUCUGCUGCUGUUAAAGUUGAACUUUUGGUCGUUGAAGGGUCAAUAGUAACACAAGAAGCAGCUUUACUUUUCUCAUCCAGAUCUUUUUCCCAUUUUUCAAAUUCAUUGACAUCAUCCAUUCUCAUUUCUAAUCGUGUAGGGUUACGUCUGAACAUUUUUGAAUUAUUUUUAAUUUAUACUAUUCAAAACUUAUAAAUAAUUCCAACUCCUUCACUUAGAUAUGAUGAAUUAAACAAAUGAAAAUUAAAUUUAAACAAA
Molecule: messenger RNA, 1345 nt
Organism: Tetranychus urticae (two-spotted spider mite)
Lineage: Eukaryota; Metazoa; Arthropoda; Arachnida; Trombidiformes; Tetranychidae
Product: testis-specific serine/threonine-protein kinase 2-like
Biological process (GO): regulation of autophagy; peptidyl-serine phosphorylation
Cellular component (GO): cytoplasm
Molecular function (GO): protein serine/threonine kinase activity; ATP binding
Source: RefSeq, a predicted model, not a curated record